UCAACAUAGUGGCACAAAUGUUGUGAACAGAGAUAAACAUCUACUGAACCUGGAACAACUCUUAAUUAUGAUUAACAAUUAACUUGAACUACUUAUUUAUCUGAAGCAAUAUAAAUCAAGUACAAAACACAGUGAAUCAGGACACUAUAAAAGGAACAUGAGAGGCUGUGAGGAUGACAGAGCAAGAGCUGGAAACAAACAUCAGUGAAGAAUGAAGGCUUUAAUAUGUAUACUGCUGCUGUUGGAAACCUUUGUGUUUGUCGUCCAGCAGCAGGUAGAUGGAGGACUCAAUGAGAAGGAGAUCAGUCAACAGAUCAGCUCUGAGGACGGAAGACAGAAUCCACCUCAAACAGACACUUUGAGAGCUGAAGCUUCAACUGACAGCCAACAAUACUGUGAUCUGGGCAUCCCUGACAUCCAUGCAGCACUGAGAAAACUGGCCGCCACCGUUACAGAGCAGAAAGGAAAAAUCAGAGAACUGACCACCACCGUUACAGAGCAGAAAGAAAACAUCAGAGCUUUAGAGACACAACUGAGGGAUGAGAUGAACAAGAAAAAUGAAGAAAUUUCAAAUCUUACACUGGGUCAAGUGGAGUUGAGAAAGGAAAAUAGAGACAGAGAAAUAGCAUUUUCAGCUGGACUGAGGGAAUCUGGCGAUGGAUAUAUUGGUCCUUUUACUGAUGAAAUCACACUAACCUACAGGAACGUCAUCACAAACAUAGGGAACGCCUACAACCCAAUUACAGGUGUUUUCACAGCCCCACUGAAAGGAGCGUACAUGUUCAGAAUCUCUGUAUUUAGUCAUGGUCCAACUGCAUCAGCUGCGUCCAUUUAUAAGAAUGGAGAGCGUGUGGUUAUAGCAUAUGCCCUUCAGCCUCAGAGAGAGUUAAACGCCUCAAAUGGAGUUGUGUUGAUCCUGGAGGUUGGAGAUGUUGUCUAUGUGAGACUUUGGCCUAACACAAGGAUAUUUGAUAACAACAAUAACCACAGCACCUUCAGUGGUUAUCUACUGUUUCCCUUAAGAGAAGAUAAUCUUUGCAAAAUGUGAUUCCAAUAAUUCUGAACCUUCAGCAUCACAGGUGAAAAAAAGUACACUUCUAUA
Megalobrama amblycephala (Wuchang bream) is the source of this 1102-nucleotide messenger RNA. RefSeq lists its product as uncharacterized. The record is from RefSeq and is a predicted model, not a curated record. The coding region runs from base 212 to 1048 and encodes 278 amino acids. Lineage: Eukaryota; Metazoa; Chordata; Actinopteri; Cypriniformes; Xenocyprididae. The transcript has 4 exons. Gene Ontology annotation, molecular function: protein binding.